Molecule: messenger RNA, 520 nt
Organism: Passer domesticus (house sparrow)
Lineage: Eukaryota; Metazoa; Chordata; Aves; Passeriformes; Passeridae
Gene: LSM8
Product: LSM8 homolog, U6 small nuclear RNA associated
Exons: 4
Coding region: 66-356 (96 amino acids)
Biological process (GO): mRNA splicing, via spliceosome
Cellular component (GO): U6 snRNP; U4/U6 x U5 tri-snRNP complex; precatalytic spliceosome
Molecular function (GO): RNA binding
Source: RefSeq, a predicted model, not a curated record
GCGCGCCGGCGUGACGUCAGCAGCGCGCCGGCGGUGGCGGCGCCGCGCGGGCCGAGGCGGGCGCCAUGACCUCCGCGCUGGAGAACUACAUCAACCGUACUGUUGCAGUAAUUACUUCUGAUGGAAGAAUGAUUGUGGGAACACUCAAAGGUUUUGAUCAGACCAUAAACUUGAUUUUGGAUGAAAGCCAUGAACGAGUGUUCAGCUCUUCACAAGGAGUUGAGCAAGUAGUGCUGGGCUUAUACAUUGUAAGAGGUGAUAACGUUGCUGUGAUUGGUGAAAUUGAUGAAGAGACAGAUUCUGCUCUUGACUUGGGGAAUAUUCGAGCAGAACCUUUAAACUCAGUUGUGCACUGAAAAGAUAAAAAUGCACAGGGACUUUGUAAAUCUUUGGUUGUACAGACCUAUUUAGCAAUGUGGACCGUUUUUACAAAUUGUGUUUAAUCUGUUCAGUCACCAGUUUUUUCUUAUGAAUAUGUUGUAGUUUUGCAUGUAAAUUAAAGUUUCUACAUUUUGCUAAA